AUGUCGUCACCGCUGAAGAAACAGCCCGAGGCUGUUGCAGACAAAGUUCUCAAGCGGGUCGAAGUGAGCAAGAUUGCACGAAGACUCCAGGGUCGUCUGGCCCUCGCACACCUCAAGACCAAACAUGGCUGGGAAGAUCUGACCCUCGACACGCUGGAGCCCAAGGUCGAGGAGGAGCGGAGGAGGCGCAUCUGUGAUGGCGAUGCCUUUUCCGACUCGUCCUCCAGCACCUCGGAGCUCCCAUACCCCUCGAGGGCCCUGAUGAGCUCGCCGCUCAAGGCUCCGCUGUUUUCCGACGCAAUUGGUUCCAGCAACGGCAGCACCGGGCAUCGCAAACGCACCUACACGCCCUCGUUCGACAUGACCAUGUCCAGCCCGCCCAAGCGGCUCCGGUCGUCACCCACGGCGCACAAAUCCUUCAACGCUUCCCACAGCUCCUGGAGAGGGCAUCGCCAGCUGAUACAAUCUUCUCCCAUCAAGCCCCGGAGGCAGCAACAUUUCACCACUUCGAACGGACCCGAAGUCUCCUUCUUCCAGGGAACACGCCGCCCCUCGGUGGACCUGACAUCCCCCAACUUUGCUGCACAGUCGGACGAUGAUGACGAUCUGCUACCUGCGCAUUCCUUCCAGGUCGACCACAAUCGGGCAUCCCCUCCUAGUACACCACCUAUGCGGAGCAGAGGGGGAAUCAACGGCCGGAAUCACGACAAGGGCCAGGCGAAGACGUACAAGGCGGGCGAGGAGGGCGCAGACCUGCUGCUCUACCUGGCGCACUCUCCGUCCCCUGCAAAGCCGUCAUCCAACAGAACGCUCAUGGAGCCUCCGUCGACGCCGCCACCGCGGAAGGACCUCGCCCUGCCGUCGUCGAUGAUGACCACGCCUGGAGGGGGUGGCAUGUUCCCCACCACACCGGGCCAAGCAUUCGACUUUGCAGACUUUGUGAACAUCACGCCCAGUCCGGCGCAGAGGCCUUGGAAGACGCCGUUGUCGAUCUCGGCAAGAACACCUACGGCGAAGACGCCCACGACGGGGGCACGGCGGCGUCUGACAUUUGACGAGCCCAUGCCACAUGGUCUGGCGUAA
Anthostomella pinea is the source of this 1083-nucleotide messenger RNA. The record is from the annotation of a GenBank genome assembly. Lineage: Eukaryota; Fungi; Ascomycota; Sordariomycetes; Xylariales; Xylariaceae.